GAUACCACGCCACACACACUAGGAUGGCUGUUGUAAAACCAAAACAGAAAAUGAGUGUUGGUGAGGAGGUGAAGAAACUGGAACUCCGUUGUGCUUUGCUGAUGAGAAUAAAAUGUAGAAUUUCAUUCGAUGCAGUAGUUUUCCUUCUGUUUAUAUACCCUGAUAGUCACAUCAACUAUAUGGAACUAGGCAACGAAACACGAAGUUCAGAAUUUCUUCUUCUGGGACUUUCAGAGGAACCAGAAUUGCAACCCUUCUUCUUUGGGCUGUUCCUGUCCAUGUACUUGGUCACCAUACUUGGGAAUCUGCUCAUCAUCCUGGCUGUAAACUCUGACUCCCACCUCCACACGCCCAUGUACUUCUUCCUCGCCAACCUGUCCUUUGUAGACAUCUGUGUCACUUCCACCACAGUCCCCAAGAUGCUGGUGAAUAUACAAACACAGAGAAAGGUCAUAACUUAUGAAAGCUGUAUCACGCAGAUAUUUUUCGUACUCUUUGUAGUUUUGGACAAUUUCCUCCUGACUGUGAUGGCAUAUGACCGCUUUGUAGCCAUCUGUCACCCACUGUGCUACACAGUUAUCAUGAACCCCAAGUUCUGUGGGCUGCUGGUUCUGGUGUCCUGGAUCGUGAGUGUCCUGAAUUCCUUAUUACAAACCUUAAUGGUGUUGCAGCUGUCCUUCUGUACAGGCAUGGAAAUCCUCCACUUUUUCUGUGAACUCAGUCAGAUGAUCCAACUUGCCUGUUCUGACACCUUUCUUAAUGACAUGGUAACGUGUUUUACAACUGUGCUGUUGGGUGGUGCUCCCCUGGCUGGGGUCCUUUACUCUUAAUCUAAGAUAGUUUCCUCCAUACGUGGGAUCUCAUCAGCUCAGGGCAAGUAUAAAGCAUUUUCCACCUGUGCAUCUCACCUGUCAGUUGUCUCCUUAUUUUACUGUACAGUCCUAGGAGUGUACCUCAGCUCUGCUGCUACCCAGGGCUCCCACUCAAGUGCCGCAGCCUCGGUGAUGUACACGGUGGUCACGCCCAUGCUGAACCCCUUCAUCUACAGCCUGAGGAACAGAGACAUAAAGGAGGCUCUAAAUGUAUUUUUCAGAGGGAAGCCAUAA
Molecule: messenger RNA, 1106 nt
Organism: Panthera uncia (snow leopard)
Lineage: Eukaryota; Metazoa; Chordata; Mammalia; Carnivora; Felidae
Product: olfactory receptor-like protein OLF4
Biological process (GO): G protein-coupled receptor signaling pathway
Cellular component (GO): membrane
Molecular function (GO): olfactory receptor activity; G protein-coupled receptor activity
Source: RefSeq, a predicted model, not a curated record